Messenger RNA from Knipowitschia caucasica, 270 nucleotides. Lineage: Eukaryota; Metazoa; Chordata; Actinopteri; Gobiiformes; Gobiidae. The record is from the annotation of a GenBank genome assembly.
AUGGAGAAACAGGAGCCUCAGGAGCCACAGGAGCUACAAGAGCAAAAGGAGCUCCAAGAGCCACAGAAAACAAAGGAGCCACAGGAGCUACAGGAGACACAGAAGACAAAGGAGCUACAGGAGCCACAGGAACCAAAGGAGUUUAAGGAGCCAAAGGAGUUCCAGGAGCCACAGGAGCUACAGGAGCCAGAGGAGCCACAGGAGCUAGAGGACCACAGGAGCUACAACAGCAAAGGGAGCUCCAAGAGCCACAGAAAACAAAGGAGAUAA